AUGACAUCAGAGAGACCACCUCAACUUUUCACUUGGAAUGGAUUGAGCCCUUACUGGAGAAGUGGACAGUGGGAUAACACCAGGUUCAUCGGAAUACCCGCCAUGGACAGCACAUACUUUGAUGUCCGAAUACCCACCAUGGAUAACACAUAUUUUGAUGCCCGGCAAAAUAUUGUCCGGGGACCAUCAUAUUAUACCAGCAAUAAUCACAACAACUCCUUCUUUGGAUAUACUUUCAUCUCUUCUGAAGGAACUUUAAAGGGGGUUUUGUGGGCCAAUAGUGGCUGGUUAACAUACUGGAAGGCACCGGCACCAACUAACCCCUGUGAAAUUUAUGGAAAAUGUGGGCCCUUUGGAGUUUGCAACAACAUUAGUUCACCUAUUUGCAGAUGCUUAGAAGGUUUCAAACCAAUAUCAGAUGAAGAAUGGAACAGAGGAAACUGGACCAGAGGAUGCCUUAGGGAAUUGGAAUUGAAUUGUCAGAAAUCUGCCAGCACAGCUGCUUCAACGACUGUCAAAAAAGAUAGGUUCUGGAAAAUAACACAGAUGAAGUUACCUGAUUCCGCUGAUUAUUCUUUGAUAAAUGAUGCAGAAAGAUGUCAAAGUUGGUGGAAAAGAUCUGCGGACACAAGUGCGGGUGCGGAUGCGGGUGUGGUUGCAGAUACAGGUUGA
Messenger RNA from Eucalyptus grandis, 672 nucleotides. RefSeq names its product G-type lectin S-receptor-like serine/threonine-protein kinase At1g61370. NCBI's taxonomy places the organism in Eukaryota, Viridiplantae, Streptophyta, Magnoliopsida, Myrtales, Myrtaceae. The record is from RefSeq and is a predicted model, not a curated record. Gene Ontology annotation, biological process: recognition of pollen. The transcript has 2 exons. The coding region runs from base 1 to 672 and encodes 223 amino acids.